Ogataea philodendri is the source of this 1404-nucleotide messenger RNA. RefSeq lists its product as uncharacterized. Bases 1 to 1404 code for a protein of 467 amino acids. Gene Ontology annotation, molecular function: protoheme IX farnesyltransferase activity. The record is from RefSeq and is a predicted model, not a curated record. The transcript has a single exon. Gene Ontology annotation, biological process: heme biosynthetic process. Lineage: Eukaryota; Fungi; Ascomycota; Pichiomycetes; Pichiales; Pichiaceae. Gene Ontology annotation, cellular component: mitochondrion; mitochondrial membrane.
AUGUGGAACCUACACAUUCCAGGUGUACCGACUUCCAAGGGUCCUGGUAGCAGACUGACUCAUGUUUUUCUACGUUCACGUAGAACAAAUGCUCUUUUUGGGCACAUAUCAGUCAGGCACUUUUAUUAUUAUUCAAAUCAGCAUCUAAGUAACGUCACAACAGAUUUUGAACAAAACGAGAACCUCCAAAAGAGCUCCAAACUAAAUGUACAGUUCGAUCCAAAUUACAAGCAUAUAACGUUCGCGCAUCCAUCAAAAUCGAAAAUCGCUUUGGUUGAUGAAGAUACAAAAAAUGUGCUUAAAUCGGUUGCAAAAAGCACGCUCGCAUGCCACCCACAGACUAAUGGACAGAACUUACCGUUCGGAGUGAAAUCGAAGAUGUCUUCUGGGGGGAGAUUUGAAUCAUCUGUACUUCAGCGUGCAUUCGAGGGCCAAAAGCUUACCUUGAAGCAACUAUGUGCCCCAUAUCUUGCACUUACCAAACCAAAUCUGACAUUUUUGAUCAUGUUAUCAUCGAUUUGCUCCUAUGCUCUUGCUCCUCACUCGACUAAUAUCGCCGAGUUCAUAUAUUUGACCAUUGGUACACUUCUUUCUUCGGGAAGUGCUAAUGCUAUAAAUAUGGGCCGAGAGCCGGGCUUUGAUAAAAUGAUGAUAAGAACGCAAGCUCGACCUGUUGUACGUGGUGCUGUUACCCCUAGAGAGGCGUAUGCAUUUGCUUCAGUUACUGGUUUGUUAGGUUGUGGCAUACUUUACUACGGUGUGAAUCCAACAGUUGCUAUUCUCGGCCUGCUGAACAUCGUCCUCUACUCGUGGAUUUAUACCUCAUUGAAGCGUGUAUCAAUUCUCAAUACCUGGGUUGGUGCCGUUGUUGGUGCGAUUCCUCCUCUGAUGGGAUGGGCCGCAUGCUCUAGCUUGAGUGACCCAGGCGCUUGGUGUCUAGCUCUGCUCCUGUAUGCCUGGCAAUUUCCACAUUUCAACUCCUUGAGCCAUAAUAUUCGCGAUGAAUACAAGCGUGCAGGAUAUGUGAUGACAGCGUUUGAAAAUCCCAAACUCAAUGCCAGAGUCGCACUUAGAUAUUCCCUGUUCAUGUUCCCAAUUUGCUAUGGUCUUUGCUACUACAAUGUUACCGAUCCAUUUUUCAUGUUUGACUCGAGUAUUUUGAAUGGUUGGAUGGCUUAUAUGUCAUUCAAGUUCUGGUGGCAGCAAAGAAUUAACCAUUCCAGCAAGGUUAUAGCCGCAGGUGGCCCAAGUAAUGAGGCCAUAGCUUUGGCGAACCAAUAUGCAAAAAAGACGUUCUGGAGCUCCAUCUGGCAACUUCCAGUUGUCCUUGUGCUGGCCAUGUUACACAAAAAGGGUCAGUGGGAUAGAUCUUUCCAUUCAGAUGACCGGUCUUUGACUGCCUAA